AUGAUACACGAUGAAAUAAACGGAAACAGUCUAAAAAACAUAGCAUUACAAUUAUUUUCAAUAAUUCCACAUGCUAUUAUGCCGGAACGUUUAUUUCCAAUGUUAGAUUGGCAAAAUACAAAACGAAGAACUAAACUAAAUCCAUUCACAUUGGAAAGUGUAUCAAAAAUUUACACGUAUCAUAAAAAUGCUUUUAAUAAUGAAUCACCUAUCGAUAUGGAAAAAAUUGAGGAAUAUUUAAUGGACGAGUUGAAAGCUACAAUAGGAAAAAGGCCAACUACAACCACAAACGUUUUAUCAAACAGUUUGGAAACAUUUAUGCAAACAGUCGACGCGGAUCAACGAAUUUUAUGUGAAUUAGCUGGUACCGAUAAAAUUGACGAACAAAAUAUUGAAGAUAAAGAUUUAUUAGAUUUAACAACAAUGAUCAACCAUGACGAUCGAGAAUUGACAAAAGUGUUGGC
Molecule: messenger RNA, 464 nt
Organism: Didymodactylos carnosus
Lineage: Eukaryota; Metazoa; Rotifera; Eurotatoria; Philodinida; Philodinidae
Source: the annotation of a GenBank genome assembly